Molecule: messenger RNA, 1609 nt
Organism: Misgurnus anguillicaudatus (oriental weatherfish)
Lineage: Eukaryota; Metazoa; Chordata; Actinopteri; Cypriniformes; Cobitidae
Gene: ghsrb
Product: growth hormone secretagogue receptor b
Biological process (GO): G protein-coupled receptor signaling pathway; hormone-mediated signaling pathway
Cellular component (GO): plasma membrane
Molecular function (GO): growth hormone secretagogue receptor activity
Source: RefSeq, a predicted model, not a curated record
ACCAAAAUCCUCUGAUAUUUUUUCAUAAUGAGUAAUUGGACGAACGUGUCCAGCUGCCCAUUCAGCAUCACUUUAUGCGAUGAAGACAUCACGGAAAGUAACGCAACUGGCGUGGAGUACCCGGUCCAUCUAUUCCCAGUCCCAAUCCUGACUGGCAUCACAGUGACGUGUGCUUUCCUUUUCCUGGUUGGAAUCACUGGGAACCUGUUGACCAUCCUGGUGGUCAGCAAAUACAAAGACAUGCGAACAACCACCAAUCUUUACCUCUGCAGCAUGGCACUUUCAGAUCUGCUGAUUUUCUUGUGCAUGCCACUGGACCUUUACCGGGUCUGGCGGUACCGACCCUGGAACUUUGGAGAUGAGCUGUGCAAGCUCUUUCAGUUUGUUAGUGAAAGUUGCACGUACUCCACCAUCCUCAACAUUACCGCACUGAGCGUGGAAAGAUACUUCGCGAUUUGUUUCCCGUUCAGGGCAAAAGUCAUCGUCACCCGGGGUCGAGUUAAAGGGGUGAUUGUGUUUCUCUGGACCGUGGCUCUCUGCAGCGCCGGACCCAUAUUCAUUCUGGUCGGGGUCGAGCACGAGAACGGUACCAAUCCCUGGGAGACCAAUGAAUGUAAGGCGACCGAAUACGCCAUCCGGUCGGGAUUGCUUACUAUGAUGGUUUGGGUCUCCAGUGUGUUUUUCUUUCUCCCGGUCCUGUGUUUGACAGUGCUGUACAGCCUCAUCGGAAGAAGAUUGUGGAGAAGGAAGGAGAACCCGGUUGGACCCGUUUCUAGCCGGGACAAGAACAAUAAACAAACAGUCAAAAUGCUGGCUGUAGUGGUUCUUGCCUUUGUCCUCUGCUGGUUGCCCUUCCACGUGGGUCGGUAUCUGUUCUCCAAGUCAUCCGAAGCCAAUUCCCCUUUAAUCUCCCAAAUCAGUGAAUAUUGCAACCUGGUGUCCUUUGUGCUGUUUUACCUGAGCGCCGCGAUCAACCCCAUCCUCUACAACAUCAUGUCCAAAAAGUACAGGAGCGCGGCGUGCAAACUGUUCGGAAUGAGGCGCGCUGCCGGACGCUCGGUGCAGAACAUCGUGAACGCGGAGAGUUUCUCAGUGUGGAAUGAACCCAGUUGGAGCACGUGACACAGGGAACGAAUCUGUCAAUCAUCUCAUACAUUUUUGGAUAAAGUGACUGAGCACUUCUACAACCCUUCAUGAGAACCAUAAAGAUACAACAAACUAUAAAAUGUAUAUUUUGGCUCAAAUUGAGAAUAUGCAUUUGAUUUCAUGCACCUACACUCUUAAAAAAUACAGGUACUCGAUGCUAUAAAAUCAUUUUUGUAACCUAGAGAACGUUUUUAGUACCUUUAUAUAAACUAAGUAAAAAAAUAUUUAGCCACUAACACUCUCAGAAAAAAGGUACACAUGUUGUCACUGGGACGGUACCUUUUAUAAAGGUGCUAAUGUACCAUUUUGGUACAGACAUGUAUUUCUGAGGCAUGUACCUUUUAGGGACCUAUACCUUUGAGGUACAAAAGUGUACUUUUUAAAAAGGUACCACCCCAGUGCCAACUUUUGUACCGGUUUGUAUCUUUAUUUCUGAGUAGAACAUUUUAUCUAAUAGAAAGGU